AUGGCUCGAAACGCGAGCAGGAGGCCGGACACCAGCCAGAUUCCCGGCCUACACAAGUUUGUGGAGGCCGAAAAGCCCGCCCUGGUGGAACCCUUCUUGCUGAACGUCGUGGGGACUGCGCAAGGCGGACGGUCCGCCGCAAGUCCGAUCAGCCGCUGCUCUCAGGAAUUGCAAUUGCCGACCGACAGGUCUACAACUGAUUGUUUGCCCAUCAGGUGGUUCACGGAGGAAGCCUAUGAGGAAAAGUCAGUGACCCAUGCUCACCAACAGCUUAUGAUAGAGGAUGGCACAAAUUUGCUGUGCUGGCUACUUGGAGAGCUGGAAACAAAAGCACAGACUUGUGAGGGUCACAUAGAAGCUGAUGUUGCGAGGACUAUGGGCCACACUGAAGGGAAAAACGUAGAUAGCACACUCACCUGUCGACGUUCAGGUGGAUCAGCCCAGCCAGUCCCUCCCAUGGGGAGGAAGCUUGACAUUCAAGACUUGCCAAACACUGUGAUCCAUGGCGAUGGCUGCGUCCAGAGUGGGAAGCGAAUGGCACCCCAAAGGGAAGUAAAUUUCCUCACCACAGCAGGUGCAAGAACGCUUGACCAUGGGCACAGGCCAGCCAGUCCAGAAAGGGUGCAGUCAUCUAAGAGGCAUGCUGGUGAUGCCACCAGUUCGUCUCCAAGACAGCAGGGCAGGGCAAGCUGUAGAAUGGAAACAGGGUCGACCCCCUCUGCAAGGCCGCAGGUGGACUGUAGAGUGCCCAAGGCAGUGAUCCACCUGCCGCAGCAUGUGCAAGGGCAUGUGAACAGCAAGCAGGGCAUUGCCAUUGCUGCUGGUGUGCCUUUUGGCGAUCGACCACUGAGUUUCAUUGCAAGGUCCUCAUGUCUUGGUGCAGACGGUAGGGAACCUGUGUUUGAAGCAUCUGAGAGGAAGCAGGCCCAGGCUGCGGCAUUGCAUGCAGGCACUAUUGGCACAAGCCAUGAGCCCACCAUGGGAUUGCAAGGGGAGGAUUUAGGCCCAAGCCAGAAUUGCCCACGCAUAAAUGCUUCCCUGUUGAACCCCAGCAGUGCUCACUACAAUCCGUUGGCUGCAGUGUCAUACCACAUUGACAAAGAGUUGAAGGCCAAAGAAGGAGCACAGAAAAGCAAAAAGCGGAAGACACAAUUCAAAUCGUCACUUACCGAGGAUGAGCACAAAAUGCUGCUGGACCCAGAGAAUCUCAGCUGUUUUGGAGAUGCAGAACUCAUGCAGAGGUUGAGAAUUGAACAGGAGGCACACACACUGCUGCAGCAGCACCUGAUCCUGGACGAUAUGGAUCCUUACCAGACACGCGACCCUGUUGUGAUGUCAUGCGUGGAGCAUGUGUUGGGUUGCAAACGAGCUCAAGUCAGAAAUUACCCACAAUACUACAAGCUGAACUGGACAUUCCCGCUGGCAUUCCCAUGCAAGCUUGGUGCAAUACCAAACAUGUGGCAUGUGUCAGACCUGUCACCAGAAAGGCGUGCUCCAACAGCACAUGCUGUGCCCUCAGGGACUUCGAUUGUACAGGCUGCCAGGAUUCAGCUACACGACGAUUCAAGCAAGUUGCGCUUUCUCAGUGUUAUGAAGGAUGAAGAUGCCAUUGCAUGUGCUGAGGCCAUCGAUGCCAGCAUCGUUAUGUCAGAUGCCGCCCUUGGAUGCUUGGUUGCAUUGUCUACAUCUGGCCAGGCUGCUUCAUGGGAGAUACCUUUUGUGGUGAAGUCGGGGCCUGACGGUCAGGCAUGUGUGUACAUGGAUGAGCCCCUGCUUGGCCGUUCUCUCAACCCGAGGCAAAAGGAUGAAUUGUACUUUCAACGAGCACUUGUGAUGCUUUCUGCACCUGCCGGUUCAGAGAGUCACCAGGCUUCCCCGUUGAACCUGAGCUCAUCUGGGGAUGUCAUCGCUUGGAGGCACUAUUGCCACUGCUGCCUGGGAGACACCAAUAUCGUUGUGCAGUGCCAGGACUGCCUGCAGGACCCGAGUGGCAGACGGGUAUCAGUAAGGGCCAAAAUGGAGCACCUGUGGGCUUUCAGAAAGGAGAUGUUGGAAGAGUAUACAUUUGCUGAAAUGGCAAGAUGGUGGACAGACUUAUUGUUGAGGCCUGGUUCCACAGUAUGGGUAUGCCGUGUUGCAGCGCAGAACGGGGUACUCCUCAAAACAGAGGUUGUGGACAUCGAGUCGUUUCCUCAUCUGGUUCCCAAGAUAAUGACUUUCGAGAGGAACUGUGCACUGCAGAAUUUGCGCGGGCUUCUUGACCACCUGAAGACCCUGGAUUCUGGAAGUUAUUUGCUGACCCAUGGACACAGGGACUCAUCAUUGUGUUGCUUCAAGGCAGUUCCGAGUAAUCAGAGUGCUGGUAGUGCUCUUGCACCCUUGCCCAUCAAUGUACCACUGGUAUCGAGCACCAUCAUCUACGAUUUGCACAAGGCGCACGAACAGAGCGGCAGCACAGAUGCAGAGAUUUCCCCUUUUGUGCCACCUCAGUGGGUACCACGCAGCGGUUUUACUUGUGUGCCUCAUACAUUUCCUCCCUUGAGAGGGCAGUCAAAGUGUCGUCAAAAGGUGCCUUGUGGCAAUGGCUUGAAGGCACAGGUUAAGAAGGGCAAGAGGAAGCAGGCACAGCAGCAGCAAGGGCCUGGUGGGCAACAACACGGUGAACAGCCUCCACGUGAGGUGCGGCCCCAUGGUCCAUCUGUGGCACAGGAUUGGCCAGACGAGAGGCCUUUGACGCUUGCACCAGGAGUAACAGCACAAGUUGGAGUAGACAAGUACAUGAGGAUGCUGGAGGAAGAACUGUGA
Molecule: messenger RNA, 2805 nt
Organism: Ostreobium quekettii
Lineage: Eukaryota; Viridiplantae; Chlorophyta; Ulvophyceae; Bryopsidales; Ostreobiaceae
Source: the annotation of a GenBank genome assembly